CGCAUCUCCUGUGACGAGGUGUACUGCCUUGCUACAAUGGAUCCCCAACAUCAGGACCAGGACUAUUUAGCCGAUGUUGUGGACUUUUCCCCUGGCUCUCCCGACAAUUUCCAGAUCUCGUUAGACCCCGACCCAUUUGACUACUCGAAUCUGGGCAGCCCCCCGUUCCCCCAUACACCAUCUUACAACGGAUCCUUCCACAACUCCCCUUACUCCAAUCACUCCGAGCUGAGCUUCAACGGAGAGCGCGAGACCUUUGGAAUAUUCGAAGAAGAUCACGUCGGCGGAAUCUCCUCCCGAGACUACGAUCCAUCGGAGUUCGACACCGUCAAUCCCCAAACGACGUCCCUUCUCAUGUUCAACGAGAACGACUACAUCCAUAGCAACUACGAUCCCAGUCAACUCUCCACUGUGCAUAUCUCAAGCCCCGAUCUUCGAGGACCCUAUGACUACAGUUCUCCGUCGAGCAACGGCAGCGGGGAGGAAGGGCAGCAGCAGCAGCUACGUAGCAGAGGGUCUUCCGUAUCAUCCAACCACAACAACGUGUCCCCUUCCCCGCGCCUAGAUGUCUCCGCCUUUGAGAAUCUUUCCUUCCAUUCUCCCAGCUGGGGCACCGACCCCCUCCCGCGAGAACGACCCGUCUCCCCACAUACUCAGAAACCACAAUCGCCACCAAGGCUCGUCAUGCCCGAGUCGAGUGGCAGCCCCACCCCUGCUUUUGCUGCACCGCCCACCAUCAAUGCACCCGACGGUGACGGUGUCCAUCCCCGGCUGCACAUCGUGCCUGCGACACCCGUGAGCGGUGGAGGCCCGGCUGCGACGGCCGUGCCGUUCCAGAACGGUUCGGACCCUUUGCGUCAAGGUGGUGAGUCACGAAUUGCAGCCGUUACGUCAACGGCCGAUACUCAUCGGUCAUCGUGCAGCCUCUUCAGAGCAGUCGACAGGGUGGAAAGCACCACCGCAGGCGGAAGAAUACGACUUCAAUGUUGGUCACGAUGGCUUGUCGACAGCUAACGUACAGAUGCUUAACAACUCGGUGAACGGCAACGAUGCAUCCUCACCUUACCUAUUUCCUGGCAUCCACACUCGCGGAAGAAGAAAGUCGGAUCCUGGACUGGAACCGCCCACCUGGGAUUUGAGUAGUGCGCAUGUGAGCUCCACGCAUGAGGACGCGGUGUCCAUGGCCGAAGUUGAGCAUGGGUCGAUGGGUGGUUCGCAUCGGAACUCCUUUAACGGGACCCUGCAGUCAUUCCCGCUUGAAUCGUCCGCACACCUGCUGAACCCGAACCCCAAACGAGGACAUGUCCGACAGUCGCGGUCAGAGGAUCUACGAGUGAACGGAAUGUUCCACGGUGGAUCUCCAGAUUUCUUGCGGGCAGAUGCAUUUCUGUCCCCGAUGGAUCCGCCGCCGCCAAUUCGCAACCGACACUACCGGAGUGCGUCGACGGGCGGUGGAUCUCUGCGUAGCGAACGUGGUGCUACCUUGGGAGGCAGCGGCCAAUGGAGCGCAGCUUCCUCUCAGCGGGCCAGCCCCUAUCCCAGUCCGAAUGUCUCGCCACAGCCUAAUUACUCGGACCUGCCUCCAGAGGACCCUUCACUCAUUGUGUCGAAGCCGAAUGUGACGACUCCCCGAACAAGCACGGCAUCGCACAGCCGACGCAAGCAGGAAGCGACUUUCAUAUGCCCUGUCCCUGGAUGCGGGAGUACCUUCACUCGAAGCUUCAAUCUGAAGGGGCAUAUCCGAUCCCACAACGAAGAGAAGCCGUUCCUAUGCAAGUGGCCGGGGUGUGGUAAGGGCUUCGCUCGCCAGCACGAUUGCAAGCGACACGAGCAGCUGCACACGAAUUACCGGCCAUUCACAUGCGAGGGUUGUUCGAAGCAGUUUGCACGGAUGGAUGCUCUGAAUCGACAUCGUGGGUCUUCCGUGCCAUGUGUAAUCUUAGUGCAUGCUAACUUACUUGAUCCACAGUACGGUCUGAUGGGGGCAUCGACUGCCAGCGAGUGUUGGAAGCCAGUGGGCGCCUGCCCGAGUUUUCCGGUGGGGGGAAGGGGUCGCUCAUGCCCGACGCCGGCGGUGGUCGUAUUCGCUCGUAUAGCAUGGGGAGCUACUCGGAGACCCCUGAGCCUCCAAUGCAUUUGAUGCCCAAGGUGGAGGAUCCAUGGGCGAAUAUGACUGGCGUCGCAUUGUGAUAUCCGUCUAUUACACGCUCCUUGCUGUUGCUUUUCCUUCCUUGCUUUUCUUGUCGCCGCUUCGAAUAGCUUAUGCUCGUUUCAAUCCCUAUCUAUUCCAGUGUAUCUGAUUGCGGACUUUUGUUUGGAUACAUUCUCUCUUCUCGCUGUACCUUAUAGAAGCAAAGAACCAACUUUCCCUUGUACCUAGCUGUCUGCUCAAUCAUUAUGUAUCUAUCUGCUGUCAGCGUGCUACGGCCAGAUUAUAUACUUUAAUAGUAACUUGUAACAACAUUCCCGCCGUUUUCUCAA
Molecule: messenger RNA, 2481 nt
Organism: Mycena citricolor
Lineage: Eukaryota; Fungi; Basidiomycota; Agaricomycetes; Agaricales; Mycenaceae
Source: the annotation of a GenBank genome assembly